This is a messenger RNA of Saccostrea echinata, 577 nucleotides long. RefSeq lists its product as uncharacterized. The transcript has 4 exons. Lineage: Eukaryota; Metazoa; Mollusca; Bivalvia; Ostreida; Ostreidae. Bases 27 to 389 code for a protein of 120 amino acids. The record is from RefSeq and is a predicted model, not a curated record.
GUGAGAUAAAAGAUGUUAAAUCUCACAUGCAGAUGAGGAAAGAGUGUGGUAAAAUUCCAAAGAUGGGAUAUAUAAUUAGAAAGCAGAGAAAAGAAAACAGAAAAGGAGUAUUGAAAAGCAACAGCUUUGAUAAGGCAAUCAAACAAAUUGCAAGAAAUCUUCAACAAACUGGCUCCCUUGAUGUGAAACAGGAUGUUCUCUGCGUACUUACACAGUGGAUUGAUUAUGUUAGAGAACUGAAAGCUGAAAAUGAAAGAAUGGAAACUUUGAAGAAAAAUUGUUCCCUGAUAAAUAAAAUCUAUCACAAAAUGAACAAACGGAUAGAGGUGUUAGAAAAGCAAUGGGAUCUUUUGCAGAAAGACGAUCAAUCCUUGGAAGAAAGUCAUUAGAUAGGUUUUGCAUUAUCUUUCCAAAAAGCUUGCUUUUCCAUUUCUUUUUUCAUUGAAAAUUGAAUUGAUAUUUCAACUCGAGAUCAAAAUUACUUAAUGCAGUGAAAAUGUAUUUUUUAGAAAUGUAAAAUCAAAAUAUCCAUCACUAUGAUUUAAAAAAGGAGUUAUUAAAUACAUGUGACAUUAAA